AUGCCGCCACGUGUAGGAGAUAGAGGAAAAGGUCCCAUGAGAGGGGGACCUUCCAGUCAAGCAGGACCCUCUCAUCGACGUACGCCUUCAGCUUCGUUCAGCUCCAAUUCACAUGACGAUUGGAGGCAUUCUCUUGAGCCAGCGAGACGAUCCGUUUCGCUUAGCACCUCACCUUCUUACCAUCACUCUUUCGGGCCACCACAACCAGACGAGCCCCAACAUUCGCAGCACUCGCUGCACUCACACCAUCCCCAUCAUUCUUCUCACCACUCAUCACAUCAUUCUGCUUCCCAUCAUUCCUACUCACAGGGUUACUUUAACCCUGAUGAUUAUAUCAAUGCACCAGCGGGAUUUAACCCGUUGGGCCCUGAAGACCACUUCUCACAAGACAUGGAUAUAGAUGAUGAUCCGAAUCCAAAAAUGCCACCUUCUGGGACGCCUAAGCACCCCAUAGAUAUUUCUAGCGUUUCUUCCUUUGCGGGAUCUCCUUAUCGAGGUCCCGAUAAUUAUUCAGAGUGGUUUAGGCAGUGGAAAUUUGCAAACACCCCUUCAUACCACAACACCCCACCACAACCACCAUUAGAGGAGCCGCACUUUAAAGCGGUGACUCCACCACCACUACCAGUUGAGGAACCACCUCAGCCACCUCCUGAGCCACCAAGGCGGAGGAGAAAUGCACGCAUGUCCGUGCGAGGGGACCAAGAUUUAGCUCCCCUAAAGCUUCUAGCAACUACCCUCCGAUUCUUGAAGAUCCACAAAUGGGUGGACCUUCACAUACUCAUUCAAAUCAUGGUUGGCUCCGAUGAAGCUCAUAGUCACCCAGUUGAUGGGAAUAAUGAUACAAGGCUAAAUGUUAUAGGCGCCGAACUUCAAGCCAUGAUAAACACAGCAGUCACUAAAGCUGUGAACGAGGUAUUUAAAGAGUUAAGUGAGGCUAGAUCGAAAACCCAUUCUAAGUCCCUAUCAAAACCGCAUACGUCGAAAAAGGAUGAAUCUCAACAUUCAUCUGAUCAGAAAAGUGAAUCCCAAAAAGAUUUCACUGGGGAAAAAGAAGCCAUUGAUUGUAAGAAAUGGUUGGAUGAGAUGGAGACAGUUGUUGAUAUCAGAGGGUGUGCCAAGGAGGACAUUGUGAAGUUUAUGUCUCAGUCCUUUAAAGGCGACGCCCUGACAUGGUGGAAAGCUCCAGUGCAAUCCACAGGAAAAAUUCCUUUGUAUAACCUCUCUUAG
Messenger RNA from Helianthus annuus (common sunflower), 1227 nucleotides. RefSeq names its product BAG domain-containing protein Samui-like. The record is from RefSeq and is a predicted model, not a curated record. Lineage: Eukaryota; Viridiplantae; Streptophyta; Magnoliopsida; Asterales; Asteraceae. Bases 1 to 1227 code for a protein of 408 amino acids. The transcript is spliced from 3 exons.